Molecule: messenger RNA, 798 nt
Organism: Microthlaspi erraticum
Lineage: Eukaryota; Viridiplantae; Streptophyta; Magnoliopsida; Brassicales; Brassicaceae
Source: the annotation of a GenBank genome assembly
AUGGCUCUCACACAAAUCUCCUUAAUCAUUCUCCUCUCCCUCUUAGGUUUCUACUCUGAAACCAUCAUGUCUCAAAAUUGCAAUUGCGCCCCGAACCUCUGUUGCAGCCAGUUCGGUUAUUGCGGUACCUCUAUGGAUCACUGUGGUGCCUCACAGUGCCGAUCAGGUCCGUGUAGAGGCAGUGAAACCCCAACCGGUGCUGAUUUGGUUGGUAGCAUUGUGACACAAGGUUUCUUUAAUGGCAUUAUCAACCAAGCCGGUAAUGGCUGCGCCGGAAAAAGUUUCUACUCUCGUGACUCUUUCAUUAACGCCACCAAUACUUUUCCCAACUUUGCUAAUACCGUUACUAGGCGUGAAAUUGCUACCAUGUUUGCUCAUUUCACAUUCGAGACCGGACAUUUCUGCUACAUAGAAGAGUUAAGAGCGACAAGCAACUUCUGUUCCCUUACGAGCAGCCAAUAUCCAUGCGCACCCGGCAAGAGUUACUAUGGUCGUGGUCCGUUCCUACUAUCAUGGAACUUUAACUACGGACCGUGUGGCCAAAGUCUCGGCCUCGACCUUCUACGCCAGCCAGAGCUGGUCAGUAGUAACCCUAUCGUGGCUUUCAGGGCAGCUCUAUGGUUUUGGAUGAAGAGCAUGAGGCCUGUACUGAACCAGGGAUUCGGAGCCACCAUAAGAGCCAUCAACAGUUUGGAGUGUAACGGUGGGAACUUAGGUGCGGUCAAUGCAAGGAUUGGAUACUAUAGAGACUAUUGUAGACAGCUUGGUGUGGACCCUGGAGCCAACAUCACUUGUUAG